This is a messenger RNA of Closterium sp. NIES-67, 301 nucleotides long. NCBI's taxonomy places the organism in Eukaryota, Viridiplantae, Streptophyta, Zygnematophyceae, Desmidiales, Closteriaceae. The record is from the annotation of a GenBank genome assembly.
UGUGCAUGAAGAUCGACUCCGAUGACUGCCAUGUGAGGGACCUCUCCACCGCCGAGGAGACAGGACAUGCCGCCGAGAGGGCGGGGGCCGCCGCACCAGCCUCUGUCGUUCGAGCCGCCGGCGCCGCCGCUGUUGCCGCAGGCCUGGAGCCGCCGCACACCGCCGCCGCCGUCGCCGUCGUCACUGUCGCUGCUGCCGCCAUUGCCGUCUCAAGGGGCCGUGAGACCUACCCUCUUCCGGAGUCGUUGCGGCUCCUGCUGGGAAUGGGGGUGCUGGGCUAGGGGGUGUGGGUGUGGGUGUG